AGAAGGAGCUAGAGCUGGGCGUAGCAGGAACUGUUAACAGUCUUCAGGCACAACCACGCAGCGAAUCUAGUUGCACCAUUUUUCUCCAUAAACAUAUAACGUAAUAUUCAUGGGUUUAUCGGCGGCCCGGCGUUAGAUCGUGAUAUAAAGACGGACGGCAGUUUCCACAGUGUUUCUAAAUACCAUCGAGGGAAAAUAAACGUACUUUGUUUCAGUGGACAAUAGCUGUGUCAGAACAGUCUGGAUCAUGGACGGUGGAGUGAUAGUAGUUACCAAACCCACUGUGAAUGUGCGCCUCACAAGCACCAUCUCCUCAUUUGAGGUGCAGCGCAGGUUCAACAGAGGGAUUAGCAUCGCAGAUCUGAAGGGGAAGCUGGAGAUGGUUAUGGGUACGCCUUCCUCCUGCAUGGACCUGGAGUUGUUCGGUGUCAAUGACAAGUUCCUGCAGAAGAUGGAUGAUAAUGAAGCCAUGCUGGGUUCUUAUCCUGUGGAUGAUGACUGCAGAAUACAUGUUAUUGAUCGAAGUGGAGGUCAAUUGGGGGAGUUUUCUGAUGUUUCCAAAGUGGAGAAGUUUGAACUCUCAGAUGACGCUUAUGAGAAGAAAACAGAUACAGCAAGGUCAUUCAUGAAGAAACAACGCGUCGGUCGCUUCAAUGAAGAAGAAAUGGCCAAGAAGAAAGCUGAGAAUGCUGCACGGGAGGAGGAGCAGAAGGUUGCUGCUGAUGCCAUUUCAGUUGGCAGCCGAUGCCAAGUGCAGGUCUCUGGGCAGCCCACAAAGGUUGGCACAGUCAUGUAUGUUGGCACAGCAGAUUUCAAGCCAGGCUAUUGGGUGGGUGUGAAGUAUGAUGAGCCACUGGGAAAACAUGAUGGCAGUGUUGACGGGAAGCAGUACUUUGAAUGUGAGAACAAAUAUGGUGCGUUUGUGAAGCCCCUGACUGUGACUGUUGGAGACUUCCCUGAGGAGGAUUAUGGUUUAGAUGAGAUGUAAGACUGUUAUGUCACCCUGUCAAAGAGGUAGAGUUUUUCUGCCCUGAAAUUUGAGCGUCCGCCUCAAACUCUUAUCCAUUCACCAACCAGAGAUGAUGGAAAGUCAUUGUCAGCGUAACAAAUGAUUAUUUUUUGUUUGUGUUUUGUGCUACUCUGGAUGGCAUGAUCCAAAGAGUGGUGUCUGAAGGUCUUAUAGCCUCAAGUUUCCUCUCAGUUAUGCCAAGGCAACGUGAAAGAGAUGACUGCCAGAUAGUACAUCUCUUGGUGUGCUGGAUAUGAUAAUAAUACAGGUAACCUCAAAAGAGGAGCUUAAACCAGCGAGGUUUAAUAAAGAAGAGAUUUUUUUUGUUGCAUCUAGACAGCAUAACGAAGUGUAACACACUUCUGUUCAAUUCACUUAACUUGCUUUAGUUGUACUUGUUGCUCCCAAGCUUUCUCACGAUGGGAGUCUUCUGUGUAAUCUAACAUUCAGUUUAAAUAGCGGCUUCAUUUCUCCUCAUUUAGUUACAUCAGUGUGUGCAAAGAUAACAUACAAAGAUUGUAUAUAACUAUUUAUAGUUAGCUCUAGUUUUAGCUUUUUUUUUUUUGAAGACUGUAAAUUGCUGAGAGUGGUCCCAGGAUUGGACAACUGUCUACUGAAGGAAAAAUACCCCCUAAAAUACUUUGACACUAAAAAUAAAAUCAAAAUAAGCAGUAAUGUACCUUGUUUACCUGGCUAACAUGCCGUCACAUACAUAUCUCAGUGCUCAGUGCUAUAUCAGUGCUCAAUGAUCGAUUUCAGGUUUUCGUUUUGAUAAAUGAUAUGAAUGAUAAACCCACACGUUUUUAUUCACAAACAACUGACGGCUAAGAAAUUCACAGUUAAAGAAGAAAGAAGAAACAACAGAUCCACACCAACAGUAGCAUCAGUAGUCCACAGAGAAACACAGCUGUUAGAUGUACCUUCAGCUUUUUUGAAUCCUAUUAUUGCAGUGAUUGCUCUUUACAAACUGUAGAUGUCCAAAAGUCCAGAAAUAACAGUGUGAAAGUAUCAAAGGGUAGAUUUUUCCUUUCUAACAAAGCUAGAUUUCCUAAAUUUAAUUUUGUGUUGUGUGUAGUGUGUAAACAGUCCCUUUUUAAGGGUUCCAUGUGGAUAUGAGAUGUAAUUCCCCUUAUUUUUUCUGUGACUGAAUUCUUCUUAUUAAAAAUUAUCUGCACUUGAAA
Messenger RNA from Thunnus maccoyii (southern bluefin tuna), 2190 nucleotides. RefSeq names its product tubulin folding cofactor B (gene tbcb). Gene Ontology annotation, biological process: tubulin complex assembly; post-chaperonin tubulin folding pathway; cytoplasmic microtubule organization. The record is from RefSeq and is a predicted model, not a curated record. Bases 248 to 988 code for a protein of 246 amino acids. NCBI's taxonomy places the organism in Eukaryota, Metazoa, Chordata, Actinopteri, Scombriformes, Scombridae. Gene Ontology annotation, cellular component: microtubule plus-end; nucleus; cytoplasm. Gene Ontology annotation, molecular function: microtubule plus-end binding; alpha-tubulin binding. The transcript has 7 exons.